GAGCUUGCUAUUAAUCUUCAUCGUAUUCUGUUGGAUACUGUUAAAAUGAAGUCAUUCCAAAACGAUCAUGAGAUGUUAAUGGAUCUGAUGUACAGAAUAUCCAAAGGUUAUCAAACGUCUCCUGAUCUUCGUCUCACGUGGCUACAGAACAUGGCCAAGCAGCACAACGAGAAAGAUCACUAUACUGAGUCAGCAAUGUGUCUGACACAUGCAGCUGCUCUGGUGGCGGAGUACCUGUACAUGUUGGACGGGUCACAACACCUUCCGGUCGGCUGUGUCACGUUUCAAAAAAUAUCACCAAACAUGUUAGAGGAGAGUGCAAUAUCUGAUGAUGUCAUUAAUCCAGACGAGGAAGGUAUUGCUACCAGUAGAUUAUUCACUGAGUCUGGACUCAUUGGACUAUUAGAACAAGCAGCUCCAAUGUUUAGAGAAUCUCAGUUAUAUGAAGCAGCUGCUGAGAUAUAUAAGUUAGUAAUUCCUCUGUACGAACACAGGAGAAAGAACCACAGUUUAGAGUCGGUUUAUAACAAGCUCUCGGACUGUUACAAGAGCUUGGCAAAGAAAGGGGACAGGAGGUUCCUUGGGAGUUACUUCAGGGUCGGGUUUUAUGGUUUCUGGUUCGGAGACCUUCACAUGAAAGAGUUUAUAUACAAAGAGGAGGCUCUAAUGAAACUGAGCGAAUUCUCUUUAAAACUAGAGAACCUUUACAGCGAGCAGUUAGGUUCUGAAAAGGUUGAGAUCAUCAAAGACUCAAAUGAGGUCGACACUUCAAAACUUGAUGGAGGAAAGGCCUACAUACAGGUGACCUAUGUAGAGCCGUAUUUCGAGGACUGGGAACUUAAGAAGAGACUAACAGUAUUUGACAAAUCAUUCAACAUCAGACGUUUCUUCUUCAGUACCCCAUUCACACCAGGUGGUAAAGCUCAUGGUGAACUCCACAAUCAGUGGAUGAAGAGGACAGUACUCACCACCGAGAAGAGUUUCCCGUACGUUAAAAGGCGUCUUGAGGUCAUAAGGACUGAUACUGUUAAGCUUAAACCUCUUGAGGUAGCCAUUUUGAAUAUGGAAUCAAAAAUACACGAACUGAAGGCUGUCCUCAAUCGUACUCCUUGCGAUUCAAAACUACUUCAAAUGCAGCUGCAAGGAGGAAUAGCUACA
Messenger RNA from Amphimedon queenslandica, 1158 nucleotides. RefSeq names its product dedicator of cytokinesis protein 7-like. Lineage: Eukaryota; Metazoa; Porifera; Demospongiae; Haplosclerida; Niphatidae. Gene Ontology annotation, biological process: small GTPase-mediated signal transduction; positive regulation of GTPase activity. The annotation marks the transcript as partial. The transcript has 8 exons. Gene Ontology annotation, molecular function: guanyl-nucleotide exchange factor activity. The record is from RefSeq and is a predicted model, not a curated record.